AUGGACAACCGCGGUCGCUCUCCUUCGGCCGGCGCGCCUAUAAGACGUCAGCCCUCUGCAUCGCCUCACCAUCCGGCCCACCCGCCUGCUGCCAACAACCUGAACCUGAACGUGACCGCCGGCGGCGGCUUUCACGACGCCAACAGCAACGGCAGCAAUAUCGCCUCGCAGAACAACCUCCGUCGCAACCAGUUCGCCGCUGGUCUGAACGCGCACGCAGCCUCAGGCGCUUUCGGCGACUCCACCUUCACCACCGACUAUUCUCUCGGACCCACCUACACCGACUUCGAACAACACCAGCAGCAAUCGCAGAGCAACCCGAUCUCCAACCACACGUUCCUCCAUUCGCAAGCCACCGUGGAGACCGGCCUCGGCGACAGCGACUCCAGCGCAUUCCCUUCCUUCGAUUUCAGCCAAACCACUUUCGAUCAGUCCAACUCCCUCGACCCGAGCCUCCUCUCUGCCGAUAUCGACUCUAGCUCGCUCGACCUACUACAGCCUCAGCCAGGCGCAGAGAACAGUAACGCUGCGCUCGAUCCUAUGGCGGCUGCCAUGUCGUCGCAUUCGCCCACCCCGCCCCACCUCUUCCCAGACAUGGGCAGGCGCCAAUCUGGCAGCCCAAGCCCUCAUGCCUCGCCGCACUUCCAGCAGAACAAUCCAAACUUUCCGAUCAUCAACAGGCCGCGCAAUGCAUCGGAAUCGCUUGAUCCCUCGAGUGCGAUGUUUCCACAGGGCAACAGCGGAAACGAGUGGAUGAACAUGGGCGCAUACAGGUCACACAAGCGGACACCUUCGGACAACCUGUCUGACGUAUCGUCGAACCACGCGUCGCCCUAUCUGGGCAACUUGGAUAGCUUCGAUACGGCCAAUGCGCAUUCAUCGCCUCUUCAAAACCCAUCAAACGAUCCUCUAUUCAGUGAUGGACUAGGCCUCCAGCAGUUCAGCUUGAACGAGAAUCAGCACUUCAACCACAGUCCAGGUCCCAGUCCAGGACACUCGCCCCACCUCAUGCCUCAGCCACAACAUGCACUCCCACAAUUCACGGCAGAUAACAACUACGGGUUGAACGCGAGCAUGAAUCCGCCGUUUGGUCAGCAGAACGGAUUAGAUCUGUUUCCGGGCACCGGCCAAGAACCAUUCCCCUCGCUCAACAGUACACAAGGAUCAAGUCCUGGAGACCUCGGUCAGGCAGACCACAUGAGUCCACCCGAAAUCAACAUCGAUUACGCACCCCCGACACGACCUGUAGAGAAUGUAAGAUCGGACAAUUCUCAAGAUGCGUUGAGUCCACCACUACGAAGUAAGCCGCUCCUUCCAUGUCUGGUAGCGGAGCAUACGCUGACUGAAGCUUCAGCCACUAAUCGUGCACGUGCCAAAUCGGACUCAAAUCUUGGUUCAAGGUCUCCAUCUCCAGCGCUUCUCGGUCGAGGCAGAUCUCCUUCCGCUGGUGGGGAGACUCUGUCUCCGUUCGACAACGCAAAGACGCAAUCACGAUCGUCAUCUCCAGCUCGCGGCCGGAAUGGCUCACACAACAAUCGUGGACGUAGUUCAAGCAACGCUUCGGAUCAGCGCGACUACAUUCUAGACCUGGCCGACCCGCAACGAACGCCUUCGAACGGAGCGGACAGCAAGCGGGUACAGAAGCACCCGGCAACAUUCCAAUGCAAUCUCUGCCCGAAGCGAUUUACCAGGGCGUACAAUCUUCGAUCACAUCUACGUACGCAUACAGACGAACGACCGUUCGUAUGUACAGUUUGUGGCAAAGCUUUUGCACGACAGCACGAUCGCAAGCGACACGAAGGUCUACAUUCUGGCGAGAAGAAGUUCGUAUGUCGAGGUCAGCUGCAGAGCGGAUCGCAAUGGGGCUGUGGUCGGCGCUUCGCUCGUGCAGAUGCGCUUGGACGACACUUCCGAUCCGAAGCUGGCCGUGUAUGCAUCAAACCUCUUCUCGACGAAGAAGCCGCGGAACGGCAAAAGGCGAGGAUGGAAAAACAACAACAGGCGCAAGUCGCCGCAGGGCUAGUGGCCCCUCAACCAAUGAUGAAUCAACCGCAAGUCGACAUGAUGACGAACUUCCUUCCAGCUUCUCUACUACAACAGUAUCCUGCCCUGGCAAAUAUCGAUUGGAACGCGAUGCCGCAAGGACCACCACCCGAUGAAGACGCAUACAGCGGACUAAGCUCCUUUGACGCUUCGAGCGGUGGUGAGUUCUACGAAGAAGUUUCGGAAAAUGAAAUGGGAGGGUAUCAAGAUUCCAAUAUGACUGGCAUGGGCAUGAAUCAUAUGAGCGAUGUGCCGGUGGGCGGAGCACAGAAUUUCUCCGGGUACGGAGGCCAUCAGGCUGGCGAUUACUUGAGCGAUUUUGAAGGACGAUGA
This is a messenger RNA of Lecanosticta acicola, 2376 nucleotides long. Lineage: Eukaryota; Fungi; Ascomycota; Dothideomycetes; Mycosphaerellales; Mycosphaerellaceae. The record is from the annotation of a GenBank genome assembly.